Trametes versicolor FP-101664 SS1 is the source of this 1077-nucleotide messenger RNA. RefSeq names its product GroES-like protein. Gene Ontology annotation, biological process: alcohol metabolic process. Lineage: Eukaryota; Fungi; Basidiomycota; Agaricomycetes; Polyporales; Polyporaceae. The coding region runs from base 1 to 1074 and encodes 357 amino acids. The transcript is spliced from 4 exons. The record is from RefSeq and is a predicted model, not a curated record. Gene Ontology annotation, molecular function: zinc ion binding; alcohol dehydrogenase (NADP+) activity.
AUGCCUUCAGAGACUGUGCAAUUCAAGGGGUACGCAUUGGCAGAUCCUGCCAAGUGGAACGACCUCAAAGUCAUCGAUUUCAAGCCGAAAUCGUUCGCAGACGACGACGUCGAGAUAGCCAUUACCCACUGUGGAGUCUGCGGCUCAGACGUGCAUACGCUUACUCAGGGGUGGGGUGAAACCAAGCUCCCCCUUGUCGUUGGCCACGAGAUUAUCGGCACCGUCACCCGCGUCGGGGACAAGGUGACGGAAUUUCAACCCGGAGACCGCGUCGGAGUCGGCGCACAGCGUGGCAGUUGCCUGGAGUGCCGGGAGUGCAAGGAAGACUAUGAGAACUACUGCCCGAAGAGCAUCAACACAUACAAUUCUGAGUAUCCCGAUGGGGUGGUCGCCCAAGGCGGAUACUCCACAGCGAUUCGCGCACAGGAGCGCUUUGUCUUCCCCAUACCCGCUGAGAUCGAGUCGCGCGACGCGGCAUCCAUGAUGUGCGCUGGGCUGACUGUCUACUCUCCCCUCAAGACUCAUGGGGCGGGACCGGGAAAGACGGUGGGCAUCAUGGGCAUCGGCGGAUUAGGUCACUACGCCAUCUUGUGGGCGAAGGCGAUGGGUGCAGAGGUAUACGCAUUCACCCAUGACGACAGCAAGAUGGAGGAUAUCAAGAAGAUGGGCGCGGAUCACAUCGUGAAUACAGGUAAAAAGAAUUUCCAUAAGGAUCUUGCACGCAAGCUCGACAUCCUGCUCUCCACCCGCGAUAUGUUCGGCGACAAAACGCCAAUGGGCCACUACCUGUCGAUGCUCUACAUCCAUGGACGCUUCGUGACUGUUGGGCUGCCGGACGCCGACGACCCGCUUCCCUCCAUUCACGCAUUCGACCUCGUACCCAGCGGAUGUCUCUUGGGAGGUAGCAAGAUCGGCAGCAAGAAGGAAUGUCUGGAGAUGCUGGAGUUGGCGCGCUCUAAGGGCAUCAAGCCUUGGAUCGAGGAACUUCCUAUGCGCGAGGUCGGGCAGGCACUGCAGAACGUGAAGGACAACAAAGUACGGUACCGCUACGUGCUUACGCAGGAUAUCGACUAAACG